Molecule: messenger RNA, 1824 nt
Organism: Lucilia cuprina (Australian sheep blowfly)
Lineage: Eukaryota; Metazoa; Arthropoda; Insecta; Diptera; Calliphoridae
Gene: XRCC1
Product: DNA repair protein XRCC1
Exons: 5
Coding region: 98-1762 (554 amino acids)
Biological process (GO): single strand break repair; double-strand break repair via nonhomologous end joining; base-excision repair
Cellular component (GO): nucleus
Molecular function (GO): damaged DNA binding
Source: RefSeq, a predicted model, not a curated record
UUUUAUGUUGCGCCGUUGUUUGUUUAUAUUUUGUUUCAAAUCACAACAAUCGCAAAAAUUUAAACUUUAAAAUUAUAUCAAAAUAAAAUAAACAAAAAUGCCAUUUACAACUUUUACUAGAGUACGAGAAGUGAGCAGUGAGGACAAUGUUCAUUUAGCUGAAAAUUUAAUUCAAAUUCAACCAGGAAAGAAGUGGAAAACAAAAAAUUCUGGAGAGAAGUCGGCAUAUGUAAUUUUAGAAAUGUCAGACUGUCAACAAAUUACUGGAAUUGAUAUUGGUAACGAACACUCUGCAUUUGUUGAAGUUCUGGUAGGAAAAUCCACUUGUGGUCCUCAGGACUUUAAAGAAAUCUUAAUAACAUGUUCUUUUAUGACACCCAUUGAGAGUAAAAGUUCAAAUAACACAAAUAGAGUAAGGUGUUUUAGUCGUGAAGCAUUGGUUCCUUCAGUUGCAGAAAGUAAAUGGUCACUUGUAAAAAUUAUUUGUACCCAACCUUUUAAUAAGCAUGUUGCGUAUGGACUUUCUUUUAUUAAAGUUCACAUUAACGAAAAUGAGAAAAAAACUAUACCAAUAACCCAAAAUAAAAAUGUUUUACCUAAGCAGUUUCUCAAUAAUACUACUAGUAUAAUUGGUAAAUUAAAAUAUAGAGAAGAUUCACCAGAUUCUGAAAGUGAAAAUAGUUCAAGCCUUUUUAAUCGGUGGAAAAAGUUGAGGGAAAAUGAUGUUGAAACUGCUACUGCUGCUGCAAUACGAACAGCUUCAAAAACAUUAGAUUCCCGACUCCAACCUAUAAAUUCGGAAGAAAUUCCUGAUCGAAAUCGAGCCAAUUUGCUAUUUGGAGAUGAAAAUGAUAAUAUAGAUAAUGCAAAUAUUACGAAACGAGAGCGUUUAUCUAAAAAAAUAGAGGCCGAUAAGGAAAGACGGCGAUUAGAGAAAGAAAAAGAAUUGAAUAAAAACAAACGUAAAUCAAUAGACGUUACAAACUCAUUAGAAAUAUCAAAGAAUAUGAAUGAUAAAAUAGUAGUGCCAUCAUGCUCAAAAAAUAUUAGCAUUAAUAAAACCUCAUCGGAUGUUGUAAGAAAAAGACCUAGCUCUCCUCCAGAAAAUCCAAAGAAGAAGGUUAAACCUACAAUGAAUUUUAGACCUUUUAAUCAACUGUUAAAAGGUGUAGUAUUGGUUAUAAGCGGAAUUCAAAAUCCAGACCGAGGAGACUUAAGAAAUAAAGCAAUAGCUUUGGGUGCAAAAUACAAAGCUGACUGGGACAGCACCUGUACUCAUUUGAUUUGUGCAUUUAAAAAUACACCCAAAUACAAUCAAGUUAGAGGCAAAGGAAAAAUUGUUACUCGCAGCUGGAUCGAAAAGUGCUACAGUUUAAAAAAGUACUUACCAUGGAGACGGUAUGCUUUGGACAGUACAGAAUUGUCCAAACCGGAAAGUGACGAAGAGAUUUUUGACGACAUUAAUAAUCUUCAAAAUGCUGGAGUCAAUAUCGAAACAUCAGUAGAGAAGUCUAGAGAAGGAUGUGAAAACAAGAAUCAUACUCUUGCUUUAUAUGAUAUUGAUGACCAGAAACAAACUAAUAACUCUACUUUAAAUAACGAAUCGUUUUCCGAGAGUGAUACUGAUGAUGAAAUAAAACGAAUAGAACAAGAGAUCAACAUUGUCGAUAAGAACGUAAUGCCGAAACACGUUAACAUAUUCGAAGCAACAACUGAUGAAGAAGAUUACAUUACAGAAAAACUAAUCCAAAAAAAUAAAUAAUCGUUAUUCUUGUAGAUCUUUAAAACGAUCCAUUAAAUUUGUUAAUUUCAAACAAUUUUUAA